Messenger RNA from Hansenula anomala, 2637 nucleotides. RefSeq names its product phospholipase D (gene SPO14). The transcript has a single exon. The record is from RefSeq and is a predicted model, not a curated record. Gene Ontology annotation, biological process: cell motility. NCBI's taxonomy places the organism in Eukaryota, Fungi, Ascomycota, Saccharomycetes, Phaffomycetales, Wickerhamomycetaceae. Gene Ontology annotation, molecular function: catalytic activity. Bases 37 to 2610 code for a protein of 857 amino acids.
AAGGAUUUCUUUGAGUUGGACAAGCCAUAUGAAUCUAUGUAUGAUAGAGAUACUGUUCCACGUAUGCCAUGGCAUGAUGUUCAUAUGGUUACUGCUGGUCAACCUGCUGCUGACCUAGGUAGACAUUUUGUUCAAAGAUGGAAUUAUUUGUUGAGACAAAAGAGACCAUCGAGACCAACACCAAUUUUGACACCACCUUCAGAAUUUUCUCCAGAUAAUUUGGAAAGAUUUAAUUUGACUGGUAAAUGUGAGGUUCAAUUGUUGAGAUCCUCUGGUAAUUGGUCAUUGGGUUUGAAGAAAACCGAACACUCCAUUCAAAAUGCAUACUUGAAAUUGAUUGAAACUUCUGAACAUUUCGUUUAUCUUGAAAAUCAAUUCUUUGUUACUGCAUCUGCAUUUGAUGGUACUGUUAUUGAAAACAGAAUUGGUGAUGCUUUAGUUGAUAGAAUCAUUCGUGCUCAUAAUGAAAAAAAGAAAUGGAAAGCUGUUAUCAUGAUUCCAUUAAUGCCAGGUUUUGAAAGUCAAGUUGAUGAAGCUGAGGGUUCUGCUGUUAGAGUUAUCAUGCAAUGUCAGUAUAUGUCCAUUUCAAGAGGUUCGACUUCAAUUUUCGCUAAAUUGAAAAAGAUGAAGAUCAAUCCCUAUGAUUAUAUUCAGUUUUUUUCAUUGAGAAAAUGGGGUAGAAUUGGACCAAACCGUAAGAUUGUCAGUGAACAACUUUAUAUCCAUGGUAAAACAAUGAUUGUUGAUGAUAGAGUUGCAAUUAUUGGUUCUGCAAAUAUCAAUGAGAGAUCCCAAAGAGGUAAUAGGGAUUCAGAAGUUGCAGCAUGUGUUAGAGAUACUGAAACUGUCAACACAACCAUGAAUGGUAAACCUUAUAAAGCCGCAAGAUUUGCUCAUACUUUAAGAAUUAGAUUAAUGAGAGAGCAUUUAGGUAUUGACGUUGAUAUUUUGGAAAUUGUUGAAAAAAGAUUCAACAAGUUGGAAGAAUUAGCAAGAUCCACCAAAGUUGGUCAAGAUUCUAAGACUCAUAAUUUUAAUCAAAAGGAAAAUGAAGUUACAUCUUCAAUGGUUGAAUUAGCUUCAAGGGAUGUAUUGAAUUUACCAAAUGGUACUAAAAAAUGGCAAACCUUCAAAAAGCAAGCUUUUGGUGAUGCUAAUGCUGCGCCAAAAUAUGAUGAAAACUAUAAAGAUAUUGAUCAACAAGAUAAUGGUCAAAAUUUGCCACCACAUUUGAAAGAAAAAGAUCACAAGCCAGCUCCAUUAUUUUAUCAUUCUUUUAACAAUCGUGCUAGGGAGGAAAAUACUGGUAUUAGAGAUAAGAAACAAUUUAGUACCGAUUCAAGAGUUUCAAAUACUACAAAACAUAAGGAUGAUAUUGAAGGUAAAGGUCAGGACAGAAUGGAAUCGAAAGAGUACAAAGCUUACAAAUUGAGUGCUGCUAAAACUUUGAAAAGAUGGGCUAAAGAGUCUUUGGUUAAUGAUACUACUGAUGUUUUCUUACCAAAUGUUGAACAAGUUUUAGAAUUUUUGGAAAAUGAUGAUUUCAUUGAUAAUCCAUCUUCAUUGAGUGACAAGGAGGAAUUUGUUUUAGCUGAAAGAAAUCAAGAGAGAUGGGAUUUAUUGAAAAGAAUCGCAUAUUUGCAAAGAGUUGCAGCUAAACAAAAGGUUCAGAAUGAUGAUGAAAAUGAAAAGCGUGCAAAAGUUGGUAUUUCCAGUCUAGAUAAUACUUUUACAAGAUCAGAUCACAAUGGUAAAACAUCUGCUGUUGAUAAAGUUUCAAAGCCAAAAGCUAGUCAAGGUGCUGAUCCUAAAGAUAUAGAAGCUAAUGCUGGUGUUGAUGCUCGUCCUUCAACUGAAUUACAAGAAGUUGAAAAUUUACCUGGUGAUAAUAUCCCAGUUGUUGCAUUGGACUCGCAAGGUAUUCGUGAUGUUUUGGACAGUCUGAGUGACUCUAAGCAAGGUGAUGAGUCUAAGUUUAAUAAAUUUAUUGACCCAUAUUGCUUUAGUGAUCCAAUUGAUGAUGCAUUUUAUGAAGACGUUUGGUUUGAAAAUGCAUUAAGAAACUCAAAGAUUUUUAGAGAAGUUUUCCAUUGUCAACCUGAUGAUGCUGUCACUACAUGGAAAGAGUAUAAGGAAUUUUCAAGAUUGAGUACAGCUUUUGGACUUGCUCAAGAGCAAGAGGUUCAUCGCAGAGAAGCUUUAUUCAAGUCGAUGUCACAUUCAUCAAAUGGUGAAGAUGAAGCUGAAACUUUAGCCAAUGUUCGUGAUCGCAUGGAGAGACAUAACAGUGUUAGUGCUCAAGAUUUGGAUGAUACAGAUGGUGUACUUGGUAAGCCACCAGGUAGACAAACCCAAAACACUGCAGUUGAUGAAGGCGAAGACCCAGAUGAUCAGGCUACAUAUCCAAGAAGAGGUAAGAGUGGUGCUUAUGGUCUAAGAAAUAAAUUAAUGGGUGAAAAAGUGUUUGAUCGUGAGACUGCAGAUAGAUUGUUGAGUGAGAUUCAAGGGCACUUGGUGCUUUUCCCAGUUGAUUGGUUGUACAAGGAGGUUGAGUCUGGUAACUGGUUUUACAAUAUGGAUAGGCUCCCACCUAUUGAUAUCUAUGAUUGAUCUGUUUAUUUAUUAGUUUUUUAAUAU